AUGUUUAGUGUGUGCUGGCAGUGGUGCACUCGACGCUUGCGUGCCUUGGCGGAUUUGGAGGUGGUGGAGGAGGAGGCGGAUGUUGUCCUCCAGCUCAGACCGGAUGCAGUAGCCCUUGUGGAGGCGGAAUCUCUUCCGGCCCGGUCUCCGGCUACGCAGCAGCCCCUCCCCCAGCAUCUGGCUACGCGGGGCAGCGGCUACCAAUCGGACUACGGUAGUCAGUCCAUCCCACAGGCCCCUCAGCCAGCCGGCGGACAAUAUGGACAAGCCGGAGCUGGAGGAUACGCCGGACCGGGGCAGAUUGCCGGAAUCGAUGCCGGUGCUCAGGGCGCCGGAUACUCGAAUGGAGGCGCGGUGGCUGGAGGAAGCGAUUUUGCAGCCGUCGGUGGAAAUGGCGGUGGGGCGAUCAAUGUGGCCCCAUCGAGCUUCACGAAUCAGCAGCAGACGGCUGAAUAUGGGCAGCAGGGAGGAUCGGCAUUCCCGCAAGGAGCACAGCACCACAGCGGCCCGGUCAGCGUGAAUUCCCUAGCCCCAGCCGGUCAAAAGAGCACCGAAGUGAGCGCCGCCGGCUACCAGGGAGGCUCGGAGACGUCACAACAGACCCAAACCAGCCAAACUGAGAAUGAGCAAGAGACUGAGGAUGAGGAGGAGGAGGACCACGAUAUGGUUGGUGGAGGAGGUGGCGGAUCCGUUGGCGGAGCUGGCGGAAGCACUUCCGGCACCGGCUCGAGCACCGAUACAGCGUACCAAGGCAACGCUGGUGAUGAUGACACCCCUGUGCCGGCCACUAAAACCUCGUCGACUAACUACGCCCCAGCACCUAAUACCGGUGCCGGUGAGGACACGGCCAGCAACGACAAGGGCAGCGAGUACGACGAUACUGAUGACGGAACCGAGCAGCAGACCGGCGAACAGGCCACCGAUUACGAUUGUAAUUUUUAUGCAGCGUUUAAGGGCGGUGAAAGGAGAAUCCAUAAGAUACCU
Mesorhabditis spiculigera is the source of this 984-nucleotide messenger RNA. NCBI's taxonomy places the organism in Eukaryota, Metazoa, Nematoda, Chromadorea, Rhabditida, Rhabditidae. The record is from the annotation of a GenBank genome assembly.